Molecule: messenger RNA, 485 nt
Organism: Drosophila innubila
Lineage: Eukaryota; Metazoa; Arthropoda; Insecta; Diptera; Drosophilidae
Product: lysozyme 1-like
Exons: 1
Coding region: 16-438 (140 amino acids)
Molecular function (GO): lysozyme activity
Source: RefSeq, a predicted model, not a curated record
CUUAAAAUUCUAAACAUGAAGUUCUUUGUUGUUCUCCUGGCUCUGGCCUUCGCCGCUCCCGCUCUGGGUCGCACCAUGAACCGUUGCUCCCUGGCCCGCGAGAUGGCCAGCUUGGGCGUUCCUCGUGACCAGCUGGCUCGCUGGACUUGCCUGGCCCAGCACGAGAGCUCCUACCGCACCCACGUGGUCGGCCCUACCAACAGCAACGGCUCCAACGACUACGGUCUAUUCCAGAUCAACAACUACUACUGGUGCCAGCCUGCCAACGGUCGCUUCUCCCACAACGAGUGCAAACUGAGCUGCAAUGCUCUCUUGACCGAUAACAUCACCAACUCCGUGCGUUGCGCCCAGAAGGUUCAGAAGGCUCAGGGAUGGGCUGCCUGGUCUACCUGGAAGUUCUGCAGUGGCUCUCUGCCCUCCAUCAACGAAUGCUUUUAAAUCGUUUGAAUUCUAAUACUAAAUAAAAUUUAGAUUUCUUAAUUGAA